UAACAACAGUUGAGAAGAUGAGGUUGAUCCAUAUUUUGCUGAGAUGACCGUGUGUCGCGUGAAAGACAACUCUGAUGACCGCACGUGAUGAGAUGAACGCCGUGCUGCAGUCACUGACUGGUCCAGCACUUAUUUAACAGGAAAAUGGAGAAGAUGUCACGGGUCACUACAGCCCUCAGCAUCAGCAGCGGCAUCAAUGGCAUCACUAUGUUUUGCCACUUGGAUGCACCUGCUAAUGCCAUCAGUGUGUGCCGUGACGCCACACAGGUGGUUGUGGCAGGCCGCAACAUCUUUAAAAUCUACAGCCUUGAGGAGGAGCAGUUUGUGGAGAAGCUCAAUCUUAGAGUUGGGCGAAAACCCUCCUUAAACUUCAGCUGUGCAGAUGUCAUGUGGCACCAAAUGGAGGAGAAUUUGCUGGCGACUGCAGCCACCAAUGGUGCAGUGGUUACCUGGAAUCUCGGCAAACCGUCCCGUAACAAGCAGGACCAAUUAUUUACUGAACACAAACGCACUGUAAACAAAGUCUGUUUCCACCCAACUGAAGUCUAUAUGCUGCUGAGCGGAUCGCAGGAUGGCUUUAUGAAGUGCUUUGACCUGCGCAAGAAGGAAUCUGUCAGCACUUUUUCUGGUCAGUCUGAAAGCGUGAGAGAUGUCCAGUUCAGUAUGAAAGAUUAUUUUACCUUUGCGGCAUCCUUUGAAAAUGGCAACGUCCAACUAUGGGACAUUAGACGACCUGACCGAUAUGAAAGGAUGUUCACUGCCCACACUGGUCCGGUGUUCUGCUGUGACUGGCAUCCUGAUGACAGGGGCUGGCUAGCAACUGGAGGUAGAGACAAGAUGGUGAAAGUAUGGGACAUGACCACCAACAGAGCUAAAGAGAUUUACUGCGUCCAAACAAUAGCUUCAGUCGCACGAGUAAAGUGGCGACCUGAGAAGAAGUUUCACUUGGCCACCUGCUCUAUGAUGGUGGAUCACAAUAUCUAUGUGUGGGAUAUUCGCAGACCGUUCAUUCCCUUUGCCACCUUUGAAGAGCACAAAGACGUUACCACUGGCAUUGUCUGGCGUCAUCAGCGUGAGCCGGAUAUUCUCCUCUCCGGGUCCAAAGACAGUACACUUUACCAGCACAUGUUCAAAGAUGCCACUCGUCCUGUGGACAAGGCCAACCCUGAGGGCCUUUGUUUUGGCCUGUUCGGUGACUUGGCUUUUGCCGCUAAGGAGAGUCUGAUUAGCAGUGACUCCAGCAGGAAGCCUUAUGCUGGAGGUGACCGGCGCAACCCCAUCUUCUUUUUCAAGAAGCCAGAUCUGACAGAACAAUUUGCACAUGUGUCCAGUGCCCUUAGUGUAUUUGAAACAGACUUGGAUAGUAAUCGCAUGGACUGGUUUGUUAAAACAGCACAGCUCUACCUCCUUAGUGGAAAACCCUUUGCUGAACUGUGUGAUCAUAAUGCAAAAGUGGCUCAGGAUCUCAAAAGGCCUCAGGUUUCCACCACCUGGUCAAUGUUGCGAAUUAUGUUCUCAGACCCAGCAAAUAUUACAUCUGGUUGCAGCAGUUUCAGUAUGAAGGAUCUGGCUGCGGAGAGGGCACUGGAGCGAAGCAAAGGUGAAAAUAGGCAGGACAGUAUCCACUUAGACCCUACCAACGCACACAUCACAAAUAAUAAUGAGGAGAAUGAAGAGACCGAAGGCAGCGAAGGCCAAGCCGAGUACAUGUUUGGUGAUGCUGAGUUAGAUGAUGAUGACCUCUAUUCCAUGGAGCAUGACAAUCAAGCAGAGCAGGAGGAGUAUACACUGCCCCCUGAAGGCUUUCAGCUGCGUCAUGAGAUCAUGGACCACCCAUCAGCUCCAGAGCACCUACAGCAGGACAAGGCCGACUCUCCACAUGUCAGUGGCAACGAGGCAGAAGUCACCUGUCUGACCCCCAUCGAGUCUUUCUCCCUCAUUUCCAUAUGUCAGCCGCUGUACAGCCCACAUCUGACCGCCAGCUUCUUCUGUCCAAUUGUGAGAGAGAUGCUGACAUUUUACGCCGAGCGCGGUGAUGUGCAGAUGGCUGUAUCAGUGCUCAUUGUUUUGGGAGAAAGAAUUAGGAAAGAGAUUGAUGAACUAACGCAGGAGCACUGGUACAUGUCCUACAUAGACCUGCUGCAGCGGUUUGAGCUGUGGAAUGUGUCCAAUGAGGUUAUCAAGUUAAGUACGUGCAGCGCCAUCACCAGCCUGAACCAGACUUCAACCACUUUGCACAUCAAUUGUAGUAACUGCAAACGGCCUAUGAGCAACAAGGGCUGGAUUUGUGACAGAUGUCACCAAUGUGCUAGUGUGUGCGCCGUCUGCCACCAUGUUGUGAAGGGACUAUUCGUUUGGUGUCAGGGCUGCAGUCACGGUGGACAUCUCGAGCACAUUAUGAACUGGCUCAAAGGCAGUGCCCAUUGCCCUGCUGGCUGUGGACACUUGUGUGAGUACACUUGAUGGUCACAGUCAUCACUGCCUAUGAAAGCUCCAUUGCCGUGGGGGAUCAAGAAGACAUGGAACUGUAUUUUAUAUGAAGCUCUAUAUAGCUGUGGACAGGAAAAGGAAGAGCUACAGUCUUCUCCUGGACCUGCGCCUGACUUCAGCACAGAAGUGUCUCCUAAUUUAUGCUUGUACAUAGUACUUAUGACCUAUUUGAAGAUAAUGUAGAUAAUGUUACUAUUAGGGGAAGUAAUACCUCAAAGCAAUGCAUAAUUUUGAACCGGCAAACAUGUUAUGAAUUAAAUUUUAGAUCUGUUUUCUCAAAACAGAUAUAUAAUAUUG
This is a messenger RNA of Boleophthalmus pectinirostris (great blue-spotted mudskipper), 2787 nucleotides long. RefSeq names its product WD repeat domain 24 (gene wdr24). Gene Ontology annotation, molecular function: protein binding. NCBI's taxonomy places the organism in Eukaryota, Metazoa, Chordata, Actinopteri, Gobiiformes, Gobiidae. Bases 145 to 2463 code for a protein of 772 amino acids. The record is from RefSeq and is a predicted model, not a curated record. Gene Ontology annotation, biological process: positive regulation of TOR signaling. The transcript has 11 exons.